Rhizophagus irregularis DAOM 181602=DAOM 197198 is the source of this 718-nucleotide messenger RNA. RefSeq lists its product as uncharacterized. The record is from RefSeq and is a predicted model, not a curated record. NCBI's taxonomy places the organism in Eukaryota, Fungi, Glomeromycota, Glomeromycetes, Glomerales, Glomeraceae.
UUUGGAUUUUUCAGUAUAAUAUUUUUUAACGUUAAUCAUGAAUGGAAAGAUUGCUUUACGUACAUUGGAAGAAGGUCUAAAAGAUGAAAAUUACAGUGGAGUAGGAGACCCAAAGGAUCAAGAAAACGAUGGAGUAAAUGAAGUUCUAGAAAAUGAAGAAAACGAUAGAGUAGGAGACCCAAAGAGUCAAGAAAACAAUAAAGUAGAAGAAGGUCGAAAGAAUGAGUUAAAUGCAUUUCUGCAAGAUUUGCCGAAAGAAUUACGAGAUGUUUACGACGGUUUGCCUAAAGAUGGGAAAGAAUUAUUUACUAGUUUUAGAGAUAACGAAGUAAGAAAGAAAUACCUUACAACGGUACAAUCCGUAAAACAAAAACAACGUGGACAAGGAUUUCUUCGUAUCCUUAAUUUCCUUUCAAUUAAAUAGAAAUUGACGGUCGAGUUUAUUACUAUUACACUUGUUUGUGCAACUGUCAUCGGUCUUAUUAUUUGGGGUAGUUCGGGAAAUACUGAUUCAAAAUACGAAAUAAUUUCAUACGGUAUAACGUACUUGAUCCAAUCAAUUUCGAUUAUAUCAAUUUUAUUUCAUACAAAAGAAUAUAUUUUUAAUAAAGAGUUUUUUAUUGAUGUGUUUUAUAUAUUAUUGCCGUUAUGUGCUUCUGGGAUAGGAGUGGGAGUAAUGUUACAUUAUCGUGUAGAACCAACUCUAGCGAUAUCAAUC